Messenger RNA from Brassicogethes aeneus, 1218 nucleotides. Lineage: Eukaryota; Metazoa; Arthropoda; Insecta; Coleoptera; Nitidulidae. The record is from the annotation of a GenBank genome assembly.
AUGAAGAUUGAACCUGGUACUCUAGUGUACCCCCUAAACAUCCUAUUAACCCCCUCAAAUAACCCCGUGGAGUUAAACGCUUACAGACACUGGAUGUAUGAAAGUUUUGCGCAUGUUUAUAGCAACAAGAGCGUGAAAGUUGUAAAAAUAAUUGAUUUUGAAAUUAAAUUGGCCAAACUAAUGACUAAAGUUAGGAUGGAGAGAACUACAGUGGACGAGUUAUCCAAGAAAACUCGCGUAAAUUUCGGGCAAGUUUUCGAGUUUUUAUAUGGGAAUGUUACUGGGGGUAAAAUUGUUGUUGUUAAGAAUUUUUAUUACUUGAGAAGUUUGGUUUUGCUGCUAAAAAGAACAGAUGUAAGCACUAUAGAAAAUUAUUUACUGUGGACAAUAAUCAAAGACCUAUCAAGGGAAACCACAAAAUACAUGAGAAAUCUGAACUUUAUAGUGGACAACGCGGUUUUGGGAGUUCAAUCAGAUUUGUCAAGAGAAGUUGAAUGCACCAAUAAAAUAAAGGAGUACUUUGGUGUUGCAAUAAUUCCGGAAUAUUUGAAGUUAUAUUUUAACGAUAAUACUCUGGGAAAUGUCAAGGAAAUGAUAAAAAAUAUAAAAAACGAGUUUAUAGGACUUUUAGGGGCAAAUAAAUGGUUGUCAGGUGAAACUAAGUUAUUAAGUGUAGAGAAAGUUAAUUCUAUUAAAGAGUUUGUUGGUUUCCCUGAAGACUUUGAAGAAAUACAUAAUAUUGAAAUGUUAUAUCGUGAAGUUAUUAUUAUUAUUAAUAGAAGGCAAGCGAACAAGGACGGCGUCGUUUCGCAGUGGUGGCCCAAGACCGACGUCGCCCGAUUUCAAACGAACGCGCGGUGCUUUAUAAACCAAUACAACAAAUACAACUCCAACGGGUUUUUGACCGUCGGAGAAAAUAUCGCCGACAACGUGGGGUUGAACAUCGCUUUGAAUGCGUUAAAAAAAUUGGAGGGGUCCGGAGAUGCACCUAUGAUGCCCUUUUUAGAGGUCUACAAUGGUUAUCAGGUGUUUUUUAUCAGUUUUUCGCAGAUGUGGUGUGAAAUUUCUAGUGGAGAGGAUAUUUUUAAUGAAGAACAUUCUUCAGUUAAAAACAGAGUGAAUGGUACCUUAUCGAAUAGUAGAAGUUAUUAUACUUACUUUAACUGUAAAAAUAAAAGUAUAGAUAAAAAAUGUACCUUGUGGUGAAUAAAUUAUUUU